UCUUUAGCGAAGGUGAGCUCGCUGAAACGUGCUCGAUGAGCGAUCGUAGCUAAAAUUCUGAAUACGUCUUGAUGUUUAAAGUUUCAUAAAUUUCAAAUAUUACAAUGUCAGCACUUAUGUCUAAAGCAUCUAUGUCAGUUUUGGCUGCCGUUGCCGGUACACUUUUCGUUUCUUAUUGCAUCUAUUUUGAUCGUAAGCGACGCUCAGACCCGGAAUUCAAGAAAAAACUAAAAGAUAAACGCAAACGCCGAACGAAUGUUUCAAAAGAUGGAUCUACAGCUCUUCCAGAUCUGAAAGAUCAUGAGGCUGUUCAACAAUUUUUCCUUCGUGAGGUGCAACUUGGGGAAGAAUUAUUGGCCCAAGGUGAAAUUGAGGAGGGAGUGGAACAUUUAAGUAAUGCAGUUGCCGUUUGUGGUCAACCCCAACAGUUACUUCAAGUUCUCCAACAAACUCUGCCACCUCAAGUUUUCCGUCUACUUCUCGAGCGUCUACCAGUUGUUGGACAGAGGCUAAUGGCGAACGCGGCUCAGUCUGGAUUAGGAAUGGCCGAAGAUGAUGUUGAAUAGACAAAUAUAAUUGGUAGGGUCUUUGUUAAACUGAAGUUCAAUUACAUUGUCUUGGUAGUUAUGUUUUCAGUAACUACUCAUCUGUGUAGCAGUUAGUAAUCACAUUUCGAAACCGAAGGAAUAAAAGUGAAUAAUGUCGAAAA
Daphnia carinata is the source of this 709-nucleotide messenger RNA. RefSeq names its product mitochondrial import receptor subunit TOM20 homolog. Gene Ontology annotation, biological process: tRNA import into mitochondrion; protein targeting; protein import into mitochondrial matrix. Lineage: Eukaryota; Metazoa; Arthropoda; Branchiopoda; Diplostraca; Daphniidae. Gene Ontology annotation, cellular component: mitochondrial outer membrane; mitochondrial outer membrane translocase complex. The record is from RefSeq and is a predicted model, not a curated record. Bases 105 to 566 code for a protein of 153 amino acids. Gene Ontology annotation, molecular function: transmembrane protein transporter activity. The transcript has 4 exons.